Entrophospora sp. SA101 is the source of this 582-nucleotide messenger RNA. Lineage: Eukaryota; Fungi; Glomeromycota; Glomeromycetes; Entrophosporales; Entrophosporaceae. The record is from the annotation of a GenBank genome assembly.
AUGCCAAACUAUAUCCUGCUUGGCAAUAAUUGGUUUUGUACUAAAAAAUAUGAUAAUAAACUUCCGACUUAUUUACUGGAAAUAGUGAUAGAUGCAGAAGAUGCUUGGGUGAGAAUAACUCCGUGUAUCAAGAAUUAUGAAGAUAAAGGAUCAUGGGUCAUAGUAUCUGUUAAUAAAAUAUCUGAGUCUGAUUCUUCCGACAGUGAUUCAAGUAAUUCUUCCUCAUCUAGGUGGUUGAGAUAUUUCAUACAUAUAUUCAUUGUAAAUAAUAAUAAUAACAUUAUACGUAAACAGCAAUUGACUCCAGUGAGUAUCGAGUCCUUUAAAAAAGAAUUAGACUUGAAACUUGUUACCAUUAUUGCUGAAUUAGAAAAGGGAAAUGAUUGCCUCAAUGAUAUUUUGGAUGCACUCAUUGUUAUUCCUGUAGCAAUUAUAGAUGUUAAAGAAGCACUCAUGGAUAUCAUUAAAGCAUCCAUUGAUAAUAAUGCUAGGUUUAAAGAGUUAGAAAAUGAUGAUAGAGAGUAUGAUGAAAGUUAUCAGGAGAAUAAAGAAAGAUUGCUGGAGUAUGAAGAAAGAUUGUGA